GUUUCCACUUUAGUGUAAGGUUGGAUCGUGUGGAAGCGCUCGGGAGACUAUCACCCUACGCUUGGGACUUUUUAAUCACCUGGUUACGGACUGUGCGUAUUCAUCAGCGCGGUGGAAACGGCUGUGCGUAAAAGAUAACCGGGGGGAAAUACAACAUGUCAGACAGCGCUGGGUGUGAUUUCGAAAUAGACGUGGAAAGUUUGGAGACUGAGAGCGACGACAUGGCAGAGGCGCACAGCCGCCCCGGGUCUGCUCCGCUCGGGCCCUCCACGCCGUCAGAGGAGGACGGCGAAGGAGUCCGGGCCGAAGACAAACCGGGAGCAAGUGGCCUGUCUGGGGACCAGAGGAAGUUAAGCCGGACCCCUAAAUGCGCACGAUGCCGAAACCAUGGCGUGGUGUCGUGUCUAAAGGGCCACAAGCGUUUCUGCCGCUGGAGGGACUGUCAGUGCGCCAACUGCCUGCUCGUGGUGGAGAGACAGCGGGUCAUGGCUGCGCAGGUCGCCCUGAGGAGGCAGCAAGCCACAGAGGACAAGAAAGGAAUAUCUGGGAAGCCGCUUACUGCAGAAAGAAGGGCAAUAUAUCAACGACACAUCAGACCGUCCACCAUGCUGGCCAAAAGCAUUCUAGAAGGAUACCGUCCUGUGCAGCCUGAUCCUUUCCUGAGUCCUGGCCCGUCUCUGCCUCCUCUGAGUGACCGCAUGAGGAAGAGGAGGGCAUUUGCCGAUAAGGAGCUGGAGAGCAUCAUGCUGGAGAGAGAGUACAAAGAGAGGGAGCUUCUGGAGGCUCAGCCGGGGCCCAACCCUCUUCUCUUCCCUGGCAGUGUGGUGCACCAUGCAGCCGAGUACAGCUCCUACAGGAGCUACUCCCCUCCAGCACACUCAGACCCUCAAACCAAAGAGCUAUGCAGCUUCAUGGGGCCCAACUGUUUGGAGCUGCCGGUGCAGUACCCCAGCGGCUCCAAUGUGGAGCUCAUCUCCUCCAACGUGAGCGUGGCCACAACUUACAGACACUACCCCCUGCACUCAUCCAGAGGAGGGCUGGUCAUGUGGCCCCGUGGGCCAGCUAACCUGGGCGACGCGCUGCUUUACCAGCAGUGUCUGCUGAACGCUACAGCUGUGCAGAACAUGAAGCCUGGAGCAGUGUGGGAGCCCAAGCUCAUGCCCACGGAGAGCCAGCCCCCAGAGCAGGACGCAGCAGCUGUGACUGCGGCCAAACUGGAAGGUUCCAGGGCAGCGCUACAGGAGCCUGUGGAGCCCAAACAUAACAGCACUACAACAGGACAGAGACAGAGGGAGUGCUCUGCAUUCUCUCCCCCCAAAAGGGGCUUUGCUCAGGCCUUCCCCACUAACUCGUCCACACACCACAGCUCUGUCCUGCACAAACUCAGCAAAGACUCUGUGAAACACAAAGUGAGCACUCUGCACACUCUCGUACAGGACAAGAGCAGCAGCGCUCCGUCGUGUAAGGAGCUGCUGGAGGAGGCAGCUCGGAAGUUCAGAGACUCUUGUGUUAGAGACAAUGUGAAGAUAUCCAUGUAUCCCAAAGACUUCCUGUCCAAACCUGUGGGGACAAAGAUGUCCCCUGGUGAGACACUGUCCUUCUCUGUAGAGGCCAUCCUAAAGAGACCUACAGCGGCCGUGAGUGCAGUGUUCCACUGACUGUUUAACUGUUGCACUACAGUCUCACAAAAACACCAGAAGUCAAUGCUAUUUCACACAAGCAGCUGUAAUAUAGAUUAUUAUGCAGAGUAUUUCGAAUGAUUCCAGUGAUUCCUGUAUUUGCAUGUCUGAACUUAUUCCAUCUCGUGUUUUCAAACAUACAAUUGCAGCGUUUGUACAACCAAUGAAUCUCUUAAGUCACCAGCUAUUUUAAUUUUUCAGAAAAACACAUCAUGAAAAAAAGAAGAAAUGUUUUCACUUUAGUUUUGUAAAUUUGUUUGGUUAUUUUGUAGACAAUAGAUUUGAACAUAUAUUUAAAUACAGUUUUGGAAAUUGAAUAAAAAAUAUUUUAAAGUUA
Boleophthalmus pectinirostris (great blue-spotted mudskipper) is the source of this 2016-nucleotide messenger RNA. It is a transcript of the gene dmrt2a, whose product is annotated as doublesex and mab-3 related transcription factor 2a. Gene Ontology annotation, cellular component: nucleus. Lineage: Eukaryota; Metazoa; Chordata; Actinopteri; Gobiiformes; Gobiidae. Bases 156 to 1658 code for a protein of 500 amino acids. Gene Ontology annotation, biological process: regulation of transcription by RNA polymerase II; sex differentiation. The record is from RefSeq and is a predicted model, not a curated record. Gene Ontology annotation, molecular function: RNA polymerase II cis-regulatory region sequence-specific DNA binding; DNA-binding transcription factor activity, RNA polymerase II-specific. The transcript has 4 exons.